Drosophila bipectinata is the source of this 1602-nucleotide messenger RNA. RefSeq names its product Dihydrouridine synthase 2 (gene Dus2). Gene Ontology annotation, cellular component: cytoplasm. The record is from RefSeq and is a predicted model, not a curated record. NCBI's taxonomy places the organism in Eukaryota, Metazoa, Arthropoda, Insecta, Diptera, Drosophilidae. Gene Ontology annotation, biological process: tRNA dihydrouridine synthesis. Gene Ontology annotation, molecular function: flavin adenine dinucleotide binding; tRNA binding; tRNA dihydrouridine synthase activity.
GGUAACGGCGUGCAACAGCUGAAUCCGAAGACUUCCGUAACUCCAUGCUGCGUUUGUUGACGAGGUCCAGACACCAGUGGUUUCCAUUGGCCUCCUGCACUUCUCGGAGCAUGAAGACUCGACCACGACUGGACUACCGCAACAAGCUCAUCCUGGCGCCAAUGGUGCGUGUGGGCACGUUGCCCAUGCGACUCCUUGCGCUGGAGAUGGGUGCGGAUAUUGUUUACACGGAGGAGCUGGUAGACCUGAAACUCAUCAAGAGCAUCCGGAGGCACAAUCCGGCUCUGGGCACCGUGGACUUUGUGGACCCAUCUGAUGGAACUAUUGUUUUUCGCACCUGCGCCCAAGAGACUUCACGCCUUGUCCUCCAGAUGGGCACCAGCGACGCCGAACGGGCCCUGGCCGUGGGCAAGCUGCUGCAACGAGACAUUUCCGGUCUGGACAUCAAUAUGGGCUGCCCCAAGGAGUUCUCCAUCAAAGGCGGCAUGGGUGCGGCUCUGCUCUCCGAGCCGGACAAGGCGGCGGUCAUCCUGCGCACGCUCUGCUCUAACUUGGACAUACCCGUAACCUGUAAGAUUCGUAUACUGCCGGAUGUGGACGACACCAUUCGCUUGGUGCAAAAACUAGCCGAUACAGGAAUCGCAGCCAUUGGCAUCCAUGCCCGAACCCGGGACGAAAGACCGCAGCAUAAGCCGCACCCAGACGUCCUGCGAGCCGUGGCCCAAGCCGUGUCCAUUCCAAUUAUAGCCAAUGGCGGAUCACGCGACAUGCACGUGUACGAGGAUCUGCGCAAGUUCCAGGAGGAUUGUGGAGCUGAUAGCGUUAUGGUGGCCCGGGCUGCGCAGCUAAAUGUGAGCAUCUUCCGGCCCGAGGGCCUGCUGCCCAUGGACGAGCUGAUCGAGAAAUAUCUGCGCCUAUGUGUGGAUUACGAUAAUGCCCCGCACAAUGCCAAGUACUGUGUCCAAAGCAUUCUGCGCGAGCUGCAGGAGACGCCGCGUGGAAAACGCUUUCUCCAGUGCCAGACUCUACAGCAAAUCUGCGAGAUUUGGCACCUGGGUGACUACUGUCGGCGCAAGCAGAGGGAGCUGCAGACACUAGGCAACUCCGGUCGAGCCGAUGUAGAGCCGCCGGAGGCUCAGGCCAAGCGUUUGAAGCUCGAAGAGGCGGCAAAUGCCAUCGUAGACGAGUAUGCUGGCGUUAUUUGCCGCAAUAUGCCUUUCCUACGCUCAACCUAUGCCAGCGACAACCACCUGCCCAAGACGCAGUUAUAUGUCCAUGCUGGCAAGGCAGGCAAAAACCCACCAGGCUAUGAAACGCAGCAGUGCGACAAGCUUUUCAGAGCCAUCUGCAGCUACGAUGGCCAGCGCUUCAGCAGCACCUUCUGGGAAAAGAAUAAGAAGCAGGCGGAGCAGGGCGCCGCUCUUGUGGCGCUGCUGCAUCUCGGCCAGCUGGAGGAGGAAACGUUACGCGACAAUGGUAGCCUCAUAAACUGACUAGCGCCCACCAGGCGCGGAUGUACAUACUCCCCCUAGACACUGUGUUUGUUAUUCGUGUUUUCCAAUAAAAAGAAAAGGAAUCCCCUUGAAAUCCAUUAAGUUCUCA